UCGAAGCCUAAGAUACACGCUGAGUAGCUGCUAACCUUCGUCUUUGCGCAUGCACGCGCAGACUUCUUCCUAUCGCACAGUAAAAUUGCUAUCCAGCGUACAUAUCGUUUAGAUAUGAUUGGGCUGAUCCGCACUAAAGAAAUUAGAAGAUGAAAAUGAAGAGUGCUUGGGUUAAAAAGUAACACAAUCUUUUCGGUGAAACUCAGAAUGUAAGGUUUGCAUGUCACAAUGGAGUCAAUAUGGACGUUUAUUUUGCAUUUGUCUCUUUAUGCAGUUGUCAUUCAGGCACAAACCCCAUCAAAUGAGCUUUCAAAUACGACUAAGAUGAUAUCGGGAAAUGUGACUGCAGUGGAUGCUGGAGACCUAAUGGUUAGGCCAACCAUACUUGAAGGAAGUUACCUCGACCGUGGUCAACAUACAUCUCAAGCAAGGACUGAAGACGCAAGCACCAUUCCGCCAAAUUCCGAAUCGGUUCCUCUGGUUAAUGACACUGGGGUCCCAACAACAUUUCGGACCCGUGAUUCACCAAAUGUACCUACCGAACGUGGUCCAUUGACCACUCUGUUACCCAGCUCAAGGACCAAGGCGUCCGCAGAUGAUUCUUUCACUUAUCCAGCAAGUCAAGAGAAGAUACCGAUCUAUUUGAGCGGUUACUUCAGCUUUGGGGGAGGAUGGGAAGGAAGUGGCAUGUUACCAGCUUGUCAGAUGGCCCUAGAUCACAUUAAUCAACGGUCAGAUGUCCUGCCAGGGUACGAAUUGAAGCUGAUUUGGAAUGAUACUCAGUGUGAGCCUGGACUGGGAACUCGGGUGUUCUUCGAUCAACUUUAUCGCAAACCAAAGAAGACCAUGAUCAUCGGCGCACCGUGCUCGCCCGCCUCUCAGAUAAUUUCUGGCACCGCCCAUUUUUGGAACCUGAUCGCAGUUUCCCCAUCUGCAGCCUCUCCCGGCUUGUCCAAUCGUGAGAAGUACCCAUUAUUCUAUCGUACCUACAUGCCCGAUGCCACGUUUAAUCCCGCGAGAAUCCGUUUGAUGCGAGAAUUUGGAUGGAAGAGGGUAGCCACAAUUCACGAAAACCAUGAAGUGUUUUCACUGGCUAUCGAUGACCUGCUGACCUUGCUAAAAGAAGCAAACAUCACCAUCAUCUCAUCAGAAAGUUUCUCCGAAAAUCCUAAGAACCAGAUAGAAAGUCUCAAGAGCCAAGAUGCUAAGAUAAUAAUUGGCAACAUGUAUGCAAAGACAGCAAGGCGACUAUUUUGUGAAGCAUACAAGCAGGGCAUGACCAGUGGGGACUACGUGUGGAUGUUGAUUGGCUGGUAUCGAGACAAAUGGUGGUCAGACGAGGACAAUACAAUCACGUGUUCAGUCCAUGAGAUGAGGAUGGCCGUAGAGGGCGUGCAAUACAUUUCGACAGAGUCCCUUCCUCUCUGCACUUCGAAAGAACCGACGGUGGCUGGAAUUACUGCAGCAGAAUAUGAAAUGUUAUACAAAGAUCGAAUGGCAUGGCUUGAGAACCGGGAAUAUAGAUGGAACAGUCUCGGUCCAUUCGUCUAUGACGCUGCCUGGGCUAUCGCCCUGACUUUCAACAAGUCUGUGGAAGUGCUCAAGACGAAAAGGUUUUCAGAUGGUAGCCUCAGACGCCUGGAGGAUUUCUCCUAUGAAGACAAUGAAAUGUCCGAACUGUUCUUCAACCUUCUGAAUGAAACGGAGUUUAAAGGUGUUUCUGGGCCCGUAGCGUUCAAGAGAGGCGAUAGAGUUGGCAUCAUACAAAUAGAACAGUUGCAGGGUAAUUGUGCUGAAGGUUGGGAAAAAUAUCGGUCUGCAUGUUUCAAGUUUGUGACGGAGCCCUUUCUUUCUUCUACUGAGGCACAAGCUCACUGUACCAUGCUGAGCUCAUCUGCAUCACUCGCCCAUUUCGACAAUGAGAAGGAAAAUGAGUUUCUUGUCAACAAGUCGAAUUCUAAACCAGAUUUCCCUCAAAGAUGGUUGGUGAGAGUCUUACAUAAGUUGGGUGAUGAUGUCGGAAAUGCUUCUUGGGUUCCAAACGACAGUCCACCUGGCGUCAUUGAAAACGGUGCAUGCGUGUAUGUUGAUUAUCAACUAGGCGGGAAGUGGCAGACGAUAGACUGUUCUGAACCUUUGCCUUUCAUUUGUCGUGAUCGUGCAGAAUUUUCUGAAAAGCUGAUUGCAUUUUACAGCGCACUAGAAGACAGUUUAGAAUGGCGUGGUGACAUUGAAUGGCCGGGGGAGCGUCAACCAUUGGACCGCACUCCAGUUGAUAUUGUGGAGAUUGUACGACUAUAUCAAGGCGUAACACCCGUCCUGUAUUUCUGCAUCUGCGGAGUGACUGCUUUCUUUAUCGUUGUUUCGCUCUGUUUCUUGGCAUUUAACGUCAAGUUCCGUCAACAGAGGCACGUGAAGAUGUCGAGUCCCAGUCUGAACAAUUUGAUUAUCGUUGGUGCUCUGCUAGUCUACAUGUUUGUAACAAUCGCGGGACUGGAUACCAACCUUGUUUCUGAGGAAAUUUUUGGGAUUCUCUGCAAUGUAAAGACAUGGAUACUGUCGGUGGGUUUUGUGCUAGCAUUCGGGGCAAUGUUCAGCAAGACAUGGAGGGUACAUCGUGUGGCCGCCUUCAAAACUCCAAAACGAAGGAUUGUGACAGACGGACAACUUUUUCUCAUGGUCUUGAUUCUGUUAUUCAUCGACGUCAUCAUUCUUACAUUAUGGCAAGUGCUUGAUCCAGCCACCAUGCGAACUCUGGAUCUUUAUCCACAGGAGGACCCUGAAAUUGCCAAUAGGAUCAUACAGCCAUACAUACAAUUCUGUACUUGUGAUACGCUGACGUACUGGCUUGGCGCGUUGUAUGGGUACAAGGGAUUGUUGCUGAUAUUUGGAACAUUUUUGGCUUGGGAAACUCGUAAGGUCAGCAUUCAGGGGUUGAAUGACAGUAAAUUGAUCGGUAUCAGUGUCUACAAUGUCGUCAUUCUUUGUGUCAUCGGUGUGGCCGUCAGUGUCGUCAUCAGUACCAAUCCGGAAGCUCUCUUUGCCUUUGUGUCUUGUAUCAUACUCUUCUGUACCAGCAUAACUCUGUUCAUCGUCUUUGUUCCAAAGAUAAUUGCAGUAGUGAAAUAUCCAGAUGGAGAUCCUGUCCAGUCUGGAAUAUCCACUAACAAGCAUUUCGCCAAGGAGAGAAACAACGCCAGCGAGACCACUACCAGUUUGACAGCGGAAAAUAACCAGUUGAAAAAGAAAAUCCUAGAGGUAUUAAUUACUGACAUUCCAUUAACAUCUUCCUGUUUCCUCUUCGAGUGCAAUAUUCACGCUAUCCAUUUUAAAAAAUUUUCUAGUUGCAAAUUAACUAUUUAUUUUCAUGUCGACCGUAGCCCGUAGCAGACAGCAGAAAAAUGAAAUCGCAGUUCUAUUUACCAAAUUCUAGAAUUUGGUAUUUGUGCAUGCUAAACGUUUAGAACAAAAUGCCCUUUAAAGGAACCAGGAAAUAGAAAUAUUUUUUAUAAAUAUUACUAGAAACUCAUGAAAUUGCAUCUUCUGGUUUCAAUUAACCUAAUUUUAUUAUUUUGA
Acanthaster planci (crown-of-thorns starfish) is the source of this 3576-nucleotide messenger RNA. Its product is annotated as gamma-aminobutyric acid type B receptor subunit 1-like. The record is from RefSeq and is a predicted model, not a curated record. NCBI's taxonomy places the organism in Eukaryota, Metazoa, Echinodermata, Asteroidea, Valvatida, Acanthasteridae. Gene Ontology annotation, cellular component: membrane; G protein-coupled receptor heterodimeric complex. Gene Ontology annotation, molecular function: G protein-coupled GABA receptor activity. Gene Ontology annotation, biological process: gamma-aminobutyric acid signaling pathway; G protein-coupled receptor signaling pathway.